AUGUUGAAUCAAUUCGAGAGAGAAAAAAUAUCACAUUCACGAGGACUCUUAACUGGUAUUGUUGUUAGAACUGAAAAUAGUACUGAAUAUGUUAGUUUGGCUGUGGUGGCUAUUCCUGAUGGACUCUCUAUUGUUGUAGCUGUUACUUUAUGUUUAGGCAUUUUGCGAAUGACUAAAAAAAAUGUGAUUAUUAAGAAGUUACCUUCUGUUGAACUUUGGGAUGUUAAC
Scutellospora calospora is the source of this 228-nucleotide messenger RNA. NCBI's taxonomy places the organism in Eukaryota, Fungi, Glomeromycota, Glomeromycetes, Diversisporales, Gigasporaceae. The record is from the annotation of a GenBank genome assembly.